Messenger RNA from Aspergillus mulundensis, 1362 nucleotides. RefSeq lists its product as uncharacterized. Gene Ontology annotation, biological process: negative regulation of septation initiation signaling; activation of GTPase activity. Bases 1 to 1362 code for a protein of 453 amino acids. The transcript is spliced from 3 exons. Gene Ontology annotation, cellular component: mitotic spindle pole body. The record is from RefSeq and is a predicted model, not a curated record. Gene Ontology annotation, molecular function: GTPase activator activity. NCBI's taxonomy places the organism in Eukaryota, Fungi, Ascomycota, Eurotiomycetes, Eurotiales, Aspergillaceae.
AUGUCGUCCCAACCACCCACCGAAGCUCAACUGAACCUGGCUGCUCUGGCCGAAUCUCCUUCACCUCGGACGAUGCGAGGUCUGCGUAAGAUCCAGUCACAUCAGCACCUAUCCUCUCGCCCUCCUCUAUUCUCGCAAGUCUCGUUCGAUCGCGCCUCCGCUGGGCCCGAGGGGCUCUCCAAACCAGCCAAGCUGGACUCGCCUGUCCGGCUCCGGACACACCGUCGCGCGAGGUCAAACAGCGAUGCUUCGUCUCGAGAUUCCCCGAAACUAACAGCCCGGCGUCCUGGACGAAAAACUGGCUCCGGAUUUGGGUUGAAGAGGUCGCUUCUUGAGGCUCUGUUGCGAGACGGACCACAACAGGGGAACGUUCAAGAAGCGCUCCAGGAGUUGCGAUACCUGGUUCUCUCGACAAGAGUUGAAGCUGACGGUGAUGGCAUGUCAACGUACCGAGUCUAUCUAUGGCUGAUCCUUCUCGAUAUUCCUCCCCUCCCUACUGAUCACUACCUCUCCCUCAUCCAUCGCGGCCGUUCUCCUGCGUAUGCAAAAAUUCGCAACGAUACUUUCCGCACUCUCGCCACAGAUCCGCUGUUCAAACGUCGCGUCACAGAAGCCAGUCUUAUCCGACUGCUUAAUGCAGUAGCAUGGAAGAUCCACGAUGCAAAGAACAAGAACAAGGCCAAAUCCCGUUCAUCCUCACGCCGGCGUGAAAUGGAGCUUCUUAUCAAUACCCCGCCAAGCAUCGCUGAAGAAGAGCCCUCCACUGAUGGCAUGACCCCCGACAGCAUGGCCAGCAGUAAUAGCGGCACAUCAGCAAUCAAACCCGGCAUCACCAAUGAGACAGCAGUAUAUGUGCAGGGUAUGAACGUCCUCUGUGCUCCUUUUCUCUACGCUGCCCGCAGCGAAGUCGAGGCCUUUGCGCUCUUCCACAGCUUCGUCACCCGCGAGUGCCCUGGCUACAUUCGCGGCGCUAUGGAUGGUGUCCAUCGAGGCCUCAAUCUCGUCGACCGAUGCCUGGAGAUUGUCGAGCCAAAGCUCGCUGCCUACCUCUUUUCCAAGGGGCUACAAGCGAAACUUUACGCCUUCCCGUCCGUCCUGACUCUCUGCGCCUGUACACCUCCUCUGCCCGAAGUCCUCCAUCUGUGGGACUUUCUCUUCGCCUACGGCCCGCACCUGAACAUCCUCUGCAUAGUCGCACAGCUAAUUUUGAUGAGAGACACUCUCCUCAAAAGCUCAAAUCCAAACAAGAUCCUCCGAUCUUUCCCACCCCUCGACGCCAAAGAGAUCAUUGCUCUAACCGUCCUGAUUGUUCGCAAGAUCCCCGAACCAUUGUACGCCGAAUUGAUUGACCAUGCUAAAUAA